Culex quinquefasciatus (southern house mosquito) is the source of this 5274-nucleotide messenger RNA. RefSeq lists its product as uncharacterized. Gene Ontology annotation, biological process: DNA integration. The coding region runs from base 1 to 5274 and encodes 1757 amino acids. Gene Ontology annotation, molecular function: nucleic acid binding. The transcript has 3 exons. Lineage: Eukaryota; Metazoa; Arthropoda; Insecta; Diptera; Culicidae. The record is from RefSeq and is a predicted model, not a curated record.
AUGGAUGCGACGCUGAAGGCGACGCUGCAGGCUCGAAGAGUGUCGUUGUUGGCGGCGCUGGGUCGGGCAGAGAGCUUUCAAGCGGAGUACGACCACGAACGGGACCAGAUGGAGGUGCAGCUGAGGCUGGCCCACAUCGAGGAAGCGAGCUCCAAGCUCGAGGACAUCCAGCAGCAGCUGGAGGACGACGAAACCGAUGAUGCGGGUAAGGUGGUACACGAGGGAAUUCGGGCUAGUUUUGAAACGCGUCUGUUCAAAAUAAAAAGCUUCCUUCUGUCCAAACAACGUCUCAUUCCUCAACCACGCAAUCCCUCCCCCCCGCACGCAUCCUCCACUCUCUCUGGCAUUAAGCUUCCGACGAUUACGCUUCCUGAAUUUGAUGGGGACUAUCAGAAAUGGUUGGCUUUUCACGAUCUGUUUGUGGCGCUCAUCCACAACAAUCCCGACCUUCCUGACGUUCAGAAGUUUCACUAUUUGAGGGGAGUUGUCGUUGGGAAGGCAGCCGGCUACAUCGACACGUACGACAUCAAUGCGGCCAACUACCAAAUCGCUUGGGACACUCUUGUGGAGCGCUACAACAACGAGUACCUGCUGAAAAAACGUCAUCUACAAGCCCUCUUCGAACUGCCACCGAUGGAACACGAGACCGCAUCCAGCCUCCACUCCCUGGUCGACGAGUUCCAGAGGCACAUCAAGAUUCUGGACCAGCUCAAAGAACCAACCGCUUCUUGGAGCACCGUUCUCGAGCAUUUGCUGUGCACACGAUUGCACGUCGACACCAUCAAUCUCUGGGAGGACCACGCUUCGACGCUUUCCAAUCCGGACUUCCAGAGCCUGAUCGAGUUCUUGCAGCGCCGAAUGAGGGUUCUGGAAUCUAUUUCGGUAAACAACAACCAUUCUUCGUCCAAUGGGGCUACCAGCUCGCAUCAGUCGCCCCGCCCCGCGUCGAAGAAACGGAGCUCGCAGCGCCUUUCGACGUACGCCUCCACCGCUAGUUCAGGACCUGCCGCGGAUUGUGCAGCGUGUGGACUCGCGCAUCCUCUCUACAAAUGCCACAAGUUUGGCCAGCUUUCUGUCCCUGAGCGUCAGCGGAUUGUGAGCAACAAACACCUCUGCUACAACUGUUUGGGGGCACACCAGGUGAGGAAUUGUUCGUCCAAGCGCUCCUGCAGGCACUGUCAACAGCGGCAUCAUUCGCUCCUUCACGCGGGACAUGCUGAUAACUCGCCAAGAACCAACAGCGGUGCAACGGCACCCACACAAGCGAGCGGGCAGUUGGAAGUAUCCGCUUCGGUCGUCUCAACCAAGCAAGAGGUCGCUACGCCCACCGAGGUCGUUCCACAGGUCGAAGUCAGCGUUCCACUUCAGCAGCCCAAGGAAAACGUGUUCCUGCUUACUGUGCUGAUCAAGGUCGUCGAUUCGUUGGGAAUGGAACACGUGGCCCGCGCAUUGCUGGACAGCGCCUCCCAACCUAAUCUCAUCACCGAUCGCAUGGCAAGAAUUCUGCGGCUCAAGCGAGCCCCUGCGAGCGUGGUGAUCCAAGGCGCAGGCCAGAUGUCAACACCAGUUCGGCAUUCCGUCUCCACCGAAGUGCGGUCGAGAAAGAGCGAUUUCUCCUGCGGGAUCAACUUUCUUGUCAUGGACAAACUGACUGCGGAGCUUCCAAGCCACAACAUCUCAACGUCGGGUUGGAACAUUCCGGUGGAACUCUUCCUCGCCGAUCCGACCUUCAAUGAACGGCAGCCGAUCGACAUGGUUCUCGGAGCAAAGCAUUUUCACUCUUUCUUCCCUAGCGCAGCUCGCAUUCACCUCGACGGUUCACUUCCGAUUCUAGUAGACAGCGUUUUCGGCUGGAUUGUCACCGGUUCCGCCAGCCAAGCUUCGUCCACACCAACCGAAACCGCACACUCGUACUCGGUACUCGCGAUGAUGUCGCUGGAGGAGAGCAUGGAGCGAUUUUGGAAGACGGAGGAACUCACAAUCAACGACAAGCUUUCCGUCGAGGAGCGAGACUGCGAAUCCUUGUUCCAGUCGACAACAACGCGCACGCCGGAGGGUCGCUACGUGGUACGUUACCCCCGCAAACCAGGUUUCGAAAACUUGCUGAGUGACUCCAAGACCGCAGCUUUGCGACGAUUCCGACUGCUUGAGCGACGGCUAGAGCGAGACGCACAGCUCAAGGAGGACUACCACAAGUUCAUGCGGGAGUAUGUCGAGCUGGGCCACAUGCAGCUGGUUGAACCUGAUGAGAAGGACAAGACGCCAUCGUGCUACCUACCCCACCACCCCGUCUUUAAGGACUCCAGCACGACGACCAAGGUUCGGGUCGUCUUCGACGGUUCAGCAGCGACUUCUACGGGAUUUUCGCUCAACCAAGCACUCUGCGUCGGACCUGUGGUUCAAGAGGACCUUCUCUCGCUCCUGCUCCGCUUCCGGAACUACCCUGUAGCCCUCGUAGCGGACGCAGCCAAAAUGUACCGGCAGGUUCUCGUCCACCCAGAGGACAGAAGGCUGCAGCGCAUCUUCUGGCGGUUCUCGCCAGACUCACCCAUCCAAACGUACGAACUACAGACCCAACUCGCCCAGGACGAGGGUCACGAGUACCCGUUGGGCGGCCCAGCGCUCGAAAGCAACUUCUACGUAGAUGACUUCAUUGGUGGCGCUGAUACGGUCGAGGACGCCAUACGCUUGCGGAAGGAGCUUACGGAACUGCUGGCCAAGGGAGGGUUCGAGAUGCGGAAGUGGACAUCAAACCGUCUCGAGGUACUGCGAGGACUGAACCAAGACCAAAUCGGUACGCAGUCGAGUCUGCAGUUUGGUCCGAACGAGAUGGUAAAGGCGCUGGGGAUUGGAUGGGAGCCCGAGGCCGACGUUCUGCGAUUCGACUCGCAAAUCAACCAGUGCAAGGGACCUCCCACAAAGCAGUUCAUCCUCUCAACAAUCGCUCGACUCUACGAUCCUCUAGGUCACAUCGCACCCGUAGUUGUCACCGCCAAGAUCAUCAUGCAGGAAUGCUGGCAGCUGAAGUGUGACUGGAACGACCCGGUGCCGGACAACAUUCGGAUCAAGUGGGAGAAAUUCUUCAAGGAACUUCCAGAAAUCCGGUCCUACCGGAUCGACCGCUACGCACUCCAGCCUGACUCCACUUACCAACUGCACACAUUCUGCGACGCGUCUAAGGACGCUUACGGAGCUUGUUGCUACAUCCGCUGUGAAGACCGACACGGCAAUGUACGAGUCACGUUCUUAGCAUCAAAAUCUCGGGUCGCCCCGCUCAGAGGACUGAACGUCCCUCGCUUGGAAGCAAACGCUGCUGUACUCGGAGUCCACCUUCACUUCCGGAUCAAGCAGGCACUCAAGAUCAAAAUCUCGGACUCGUACUUCUGGACAGACUCAGCUGUCGUACUGCAGUGGAUCCAAGCAAACCCGAACACCUGGAAGACGUACGUAGCGAACCGUGUCGCUGAGAUCCAGUUCUACACGCGCGGCUGUCAUUGGAAUCACGUGCCGACCAAGGACAAUCCGGCGGACCUGGUGUCCCGCGGGAUGACGGUGCCGAACUUCUUGAACUGCGAGACCUGGAAGAAUGCAACAAGUUGGAUCUGCUCAAACCCACGAGACUGGCCGAGGACCAACCCACCAAGCGUUCCGGCGGACAUCAUGGAAGCUCGCGUAGUCGCCGCCGUGACAGAGAAGCCGCCGCAAGUUCACCCCUGGUUCCUGCGCUGGCACUCGUACAGACGGCUGGUCCACUCGAUCGGAUUCGUCCUCCGAUUCAUCGACAACACCAGGCAGAAAGCGAGAACAACCAGAACGAGCGACACACCUGUGCGGCGUGCCCUAACGGUGGAGCAGUUUGCCAAAGCGAAAACGGUGCUAACUCGUCUAGCACAGCAGGACUCCUUCAGCACCGAACUGAAGGAACUCGAAAAGGGGAAGCCGGUGCCAAAACAGUCCAACAUCUACAAAAUGAGCCCAUUCAUCGAUGCAGAGAGAGUGUUGAGAGUGGGGGGUCGACUAAAGCUUUCCCAACUGCCCUUCCAAGCCAAACACCCAGCCUUACUCCCUGGUUCCCAUCCCUUCGCUCGCAUCCUCACCGAAUUCUACCACCAAAAACUUUUCCACGGCGGCGGGCGCCUGCUACUGACCGCCAUGCGCGAGGAAUUCUGGCCCAUCGGUGGUCGCAUUCUUGCCAGAAGCGUGGUGCGUAAUUGCUUCCGUUGCGUUAGACUGAAUCCCGAACUGAUUCAGCAGCAGAUCGGCCAACUUCCGGCUCAACGGAUCAUCCCUAGUCGCCCAUUUAGCGUCGUCGGCGUAGACUACGCAGGUCCACUGUACCUGAAGCCGAUACACAAACGUGCUGCACCGGCCAAGGCCUAUAUUUGCCUUUUUGUGUGCUUCGCGACGAAGGCCGUUCACAUUGAACUUGUUGGAGAUCUCUCCACCCCCGCAUUCCUUGCUGCGCUGCGCAGGUUCAUCGGGCGACGCGGAGUGCCAUCUCACAUUCACUCCGACAAUGGCAAGAACUUUGAAGGCGCCAAGAACGAACUUGCCCGGCUGUACACAAUGCUCACCCACGACGCCGAACAGGAGAAAAUCCACGAAUUCUGCACAGCCGAAGGGAUCACCUGGCAUCUCACUCCCCCAAAAGCGCCCCACUUCGGAGGAUUAUGGGAAUCUGCCGUAAAGGUCGCCAAGAAGCACCUGUUCCGGCAGCUUGGUCCGUCAAGAUUGUCGUUCGAGGACAUGUGCACCGUGCUCACACAAAUCGAAUCCCACAUGAACUCCCGACCACUUCUUCCACUGAGUGAAGACCCGAACGACCUCGCCGCUCUAACGCCGGCCCAUUUCCUAAUCGGAACAUCGAUGCACGCCCUGCCCGACCCAGAUCUGCGCCACAUUCCAGUCAACCGCCUAGACCACUAUCAGCAUCUCCAGCUCCACGCCCAACAAUUUUGGGCCCACUGGCGACGCGAAUACCUUCAGGAGCUGCUGAGGGACACCAAGGGUUACCAGCGGAACGACGAUAUCCAACCCGGUAGACUCGUGAUCGUCGUCGACGAACUGCAAGGACCACUCCGCUGGCCACUUGCCCGGAUCGAAGCCGUUCAUCCUGGACCAGACGGCAUCGUACGAGUUGUGUCGCUGCGAACGGCCAGCGGUGGAAUCAUCACCAGACCAGCUGUUAAAAUCUGCUUGCUUCCCGUGCCGCUGUCUCCUGAGGCUCCACACACCACACCGCAACCGGUUAGCACCGUCGACAGCUGGUGCUGA